CACAAUGCUAAACUGCUGGCGUUGAACUAUAAUUCGACCGGCGGCACGCUACUCUAUGAGCGCCGUUUCCAUAUCGACUGUGAUAACUGAACCCCCAAUCCAAACGAAUGAGGUAUGACGAGGGCCAGUCCUACUGGUCGCUUUCCCACCCACCAAUAUGGCACAGCCACUCUCCGGAUCGCCGAGCUCAUCCUUCUUCGUUAUGCGCCCGACGGCCCAAAGCCUCCCUACAUCCCUUGCUCAACAGAUGAACCGAGCUUCCACAAAUGCCAGCGCAGAAGUAUCAGCAGGACGUUCGGCUGGUUAUGGGCAACCUUGUCUCCAUACGGACCAAACGGUACUCCUCCCUCCACAGGGCCCGAGCCAGAUUCCAGGGACCUAUGCUAGUGCUGCUGAGGCCUGGGAUCCUAUCACGACUCCUGCUCAUAGUUCCCGCGACUUCAUGUCUGCCGGUAACCGAGGGCAGGCUCAUCUUCUCGAGGGGAUAGCAGCAACAGACGCUUGCCAAGGGACCGAGGCGCCUUUGAACACAGCUGGCUCCUCUAGCCCAGCUGGCAACACAACAGGUGCUACGCCUCGCACUAGAAUCAAGUGGAGAUUCAACAAAAGAAACUUCUGCAAGCUCUUAAGAAAAUGUUUCCGCCGCAGAGAAAAACUUGAAUCUGCCCGGUGGACGAUUAAAGGGUAUAUGGCGGAGGACAUCCAGUCGGCCGCUAGGAUCCGGGAUCUAGAGGCGAGCAAUCAGGAUCUAAAGGCACUCAAUCUGUUUCUAGAGGGACGCUAUAUUGUCCUAGAGGCACGCAAUCUGUUUCUAGAGUCGACCGUGGAUGAUCUAAACGGUGAAUGCCAGGCACUUUGGGAUGCGCGUACGAAUUUAGAGCACAUGCACCAAUUGGACGCAGAGAAGCUGCGACAAAAAGAUCACUUAAUUUCGACUUUACUUGACAGCUUGACAGGGAGGGGUUUGUAGUUUCUUAGAGUGAAUUAGCUGGCGUGGACAGAACUCUUUAGUGCCCUCUGGGCCCGACUUUAACUAAUUUCAACGCGUUCUCCUCCCAUCCCGAGGCACCGCCAUAUGCAGCAAUCACGUCCUCCACAUCGAUUUCCGAAAAUGGCAUUACCCGCCUCCGUCCCAGCAAGCAUUCUUUCCUUGUACUCGGUAUUCGCAGCAUUUCCUUCUCAAGCUCCCAUCCGCAAUCUAUCGCUAGCUUCGAUACCCAGGCGACCAAUGAAGCAUACGCCGAACUCGACACGCCAGCUUCUUUCGACGGCGGCGCGCGGAAGCGUGCACCGGUCAAGUUAUGGCUGCAGCAUGGUAUUGCUAUGAAAGGCGACUCGGAC
Molecule: messenger RNA, 1341 nt
Organism: Pseudogymnoascus verrucosus
Lineage: Eukaryota; Fungi; Ascomycota; Leotiomycetes; Thelebolales; Thelebolaceae
Exons: 2
Coding region: 158-970 (270 amino acids)
Source: RefSeq, a predicted model, not a curated record